AUGUUGCCUGUCGAUUCACUAACUCGCUACACAGCUCCCAAGACAAAGAGUUUUCAGCUCAUAUUUAUAAAGCUCACAACACCCACUAGAAACAACAUACCCUACUACAUCGAAAUUAGGUUGAUAAAGUUCGCCAUGUCACACAACGUUGAGAAUCUGUCCCUCGAUUUCUCUCGUAGUUAUUAUUAUUAUUAUGGAUAUAUGCUUCCUGAUUUCUUCUACAGCAGUUCUUCUGUCAAGCAACUCACCAUGACGUUAGGCUCUUACCAGACGAUUGUUCCCGAGUGCACUGUGUCUUGGACAUCCUUGCAGAAGUUAUCCUUGAGAUUUUGUAGACUCUCUGAUGAAUCAAUGGCCAAGAUUCUAUCCGGUUGUCCUGUCCUUGAGAACUUAACAUUGUAUCACUGCAGUGAACUAGAGGUUCUUGAUCUCAGCAAAUCUCUACGUCUGAGAACAUUCGUGAACGUUUGCGGGCCAAACCAGAUUUUGCAUGACUCUCACUUAUCAUGUUCUUUGGUUGAUAUCGCCUCUUUGACCGAAGCUAAUCUGGAAAUUUCCUCUAUCCCAUUGAACCCUGAAUUUAAUGGUGUUUUUCUCCAAGGCACGGUAAAGAUGCUAAAAGAGUUAAAGAACGCAGAGAAGCUUAAGCUUGGGAGAAACUUUAUUCAGAUUUUAUCUCUUGCUGAGAUUGGUGGUGUUCCUUUUCCGAUGUUCAAGGUCAAAGUAUUGACUCUUGAUACUAUGAUCUGUCAGUGUGUCAUUCCUGGUAUAGAAAGACUGUUACAAAACUCUCAUGAUUUAGAGAAGCUAAUAAUAAGUGGAAGGAGUUGCAGCAGCAUACUGGAGGGGGUGCAUCUUGCUGAAUACUUCAAAUCGCAAUCCUUGAAUACAUAUCAAUGCUGGAGAUCAAAAGAUGGUUUCAACUGGAAUACGUCUUGUUGGAAUUUACAACCAAAGCAUGUCACUUCAUUUGUGGAGCUUGUUCUUAAAAACACGGAGAAAUUAGACAAGAUGGACGUACUGUUGGAUGAGCGUUACGUUAAGUUUAAAACUGAAGACGUGGUGGUUCCAACACUCUCUCCCAAUCGCAAUGUCACCAUUGUGCUCUCCUCCACCACUAAGUUGAUUGACAUCAUCAUAUGA
This is a messenger RNA of Brassica rapa (field mustard), 1143 nucleotides long. RefSeq names its product probable F-box protein At1g60180. Lineage: Eukaryota; Viridiplantae; Streptophyta; Magnoliopsida; Brassicales; Brassicaceae. The record is from RefSeq and is a predicted model, not a curated record.